CCCUGCAGCCGCUGAUAAUAACAUCAGCGCUAUCAUGUUGGUGUGCAGUGUCGCUGGUGCUGAGCCCCGCAGUUAAUGGAGUGGAAUGGGGGUGCAGCGCUGGCUAUAAUAAUAAUUACAUUGGCGAGGUCGCCUUACAAUCGAUGCUAGUCCUUAAUACACAUACGAUCACAAACAUUAGUACCGCGCCCUGGCACAACCGUGGUUGGACGGAUUUAUCGUGGAUAACUGUCACCAGUGGGGAGGAUUCUGUAGCGCUGUACCCUGCACAGUACUGCGAAUAUGUGUUUGUGGGCUGUAAAAAUGCAUUCCUUAUUUGCUUCAGAUAUUCUUUUAUGAGAAAUACCCAACUACUAAAACAUCAGGAGAUUUGGCAACCUUGGACAGCAUGGCAGGUUUUAAGCGAGGAUAUGAUGGGAAGAUAGCUGGACUUUAUGACUUGGAUAAAACCUUAGGUAGAGGACAUUUCGCUGUAGUUAAACUUGCUCGACAUGUUUUUACAGGGGAGAAGGUAGCAGUGAAAGUAAUAGAUAAGACUAAAUUAGACUCUCUAGCCACAGGUCAUCUUUUUCAAGAGGUGAGAUGCAUGAAACUCGUACAACAUCCUAACAUAGUUCGCCUAUAUGAAGUAAUUGAUACACAGACCAAACUAUAUCUUAUCUUGGAAUUAGGAGAUGGAGGCGAUAUGUAUGAUUAUAUCAUGAAGCAUGAAGAAGGUCUUAGUGAAGAUCUGGCCAAGAAAUAUUUUGCUCAAAUAGUUCAUGCAAUAUCCUACUGCCACAAGCUUCAUGUUGUCCAUCGGGACCUUAAACCAGAGAACGUGGUCUUCUUUGAGAAGCAGGGACUUGUGAAGCUGACUGAUUUUGGCUUCAGCAACAAGUUCCAGCCUGGGAAGAAGCUGACAACAAGCUGUGGAUCACUUGCUUAUUCUGCUCCAGAAAUACUGCUUGGUGAUGAGUAUGAUGCUCCAGCAGUAGAUAUUUGGAGUCUGGGUGUUAUCCUGUUCAUGUUGGUAUGUGGAACUCCCCCUUUCCAAGAAGCAAAUGACAGUGAAACACUGACUAUGAUCAUGGAUUGCAAAUAUACGGUGCCCAUUCAUGUAUCCAAAGAGUGCAAAGACCUGAUUACUCGCAUGUUGCAGAGAGAUCCUAAACGAAGAGCAUCUCUGGAAGAAAUUGAGAACCAUGCGUGGCUUCAAGGAGUUGACCCAUCACCGGCAACAAAAUAUAAUAUCCCUCUGGUAUCCUACAAAAACUUAUCUGAAGAAGAACAUAACAGCAUUAUACAACGAAUGGUUCUGGGUGACAUAGCAGACAGAGACGCCAUUGUUGAUGCCUUGGAAACCAACAAAUACAACCACAUUACAGCUACUUACUUCUUGCUUGCUGAGCGGAUUCUGAGAGAAAAACAAGAAAAAGAAAUACAAGCAAGAUCUGCCAGUCCCAGUAAUAUCAAGGCGCAAUUCAGGCAAUCCUGGCCAACAAAGAUAGACGUGCCUCAAGAUUUAGAGGAUGACUUGACAGCUUCUCCCAUAGCUCAUGUUGCGGUUCCACCUUCACCAGCUCGCAGCACAGAGAGUGUACUUAAUGGGCAUAGAAACAGAGGUCUUAUGGAGCCAUUAAAAAAAGAGGAUGUUCCUGAUUUUUCUGGCCCUACAGUUUCAGGACCACAAGCUUUAAGCCUGAAGCCAACAACAAGCGGGAGAAAAUGCCUCUUUAGAGUUGAGGAAGAUGAAGAGGAAGACGAAGAAGAAAAGAAACCUAUCCCUCUCUCAACGCAAGUCGUCUUACGACGCAAGCCCUCUGUUACAAACCGCCUCACCUCCCGGAAGAGUGCACCUGUUCUCAACCAAAUAUUUGAAGAAGGCGAAUCAGAUGAUGAAUUUGACAUGGACGAAAAUCUCCCUCCAAAGUUGAGUAGAUUAAAAAUGAAUAUUGCAUCUCCUGGUACUGUACACAAAAGAUACCACCGAAGGAAAAGCCAAGGUCGGGGAUCAAGCUGUAGCAGCUCUGAAACAAGUGAUGAUGACUCUGAAAGCAGACGACGGCUUGAUAAAGAUAGUGGGUUUACAUAUUCCUGGCACAGACGAGACAGCAGUGAAGGUCCACCUGGAAAUCAAGGGGAUGGUGGUGGCCAAAGUAAACCAAGUAAUGGUAGUGCUGGUGUUGAUAAAACUAGCCCCAGUGAUAACAAAGGAGGAGGUAGUCCCUCCAAUACAUCAGGUGGCAACACCGGUAACACAUCUGGGUCUGCACGCAACUGUUCUGGAAAUCCAGUGCAGCAAUCGCCUAGAAAUGCAGGUGAACUUGUAGAAAGUCUGAAACUAAUGAGUCUAUGCUUGGGUUCUCAACUACACAACGGAGCCAAGUAUAUAAUCGACCAUCAGAAUAAUCUAUCCUUUUCCAGCGUCAAAGUCCAGGAGAAAUCCAGCUGGAAGAUGUGCAUUAGCUCUAGUGGUAGUGCCAGUAAAGCUGUACCCACAGGCAGCAUAAAAUUAUUCUCUGACAAAAUGUCAGACAGUGCUAGAGAACUAGAACUCUUGAAGAACAAGAAUUUUAAAAAUAAUGUAUUACAGCUACCUCUUUGUGAAAAAACAAUAUCUGUGAAUAUCCAGAGGAAUCCCAAGGAGGGACUUCUGUGUACCGCUAGCCAGACCAAUUGUUGUCAUGUGAUUUAACCAUGGAUUGAUGUUCUGAGAAACUUGACGGCAUUCUUCAUGUUCAUGGCUGUGAUAUGUUUUCUUUGUAUUCCAUUUUAUCGUCUUAAUGUUUUUUUUUUUUCUGUCUUUUUUAUGUGGGCUUUAAUAGCAAUUUAUUUAUUACUGUUUUAAUUUUGUGUUUGCUAGAUAGAUUAGCAGUGCAUUAUAUUUAUGCCUGCUACUAGCUGAUACAUAUUUUCUUGAAGCUGAUUUAAAAAUAUUUUUAUUGUAUAAAAUUCACAUUUUAUUAUAAAAAAUAAUCAAAAACACACAAAAAAAAUCUGGAUCUGUAACUUAAAACAUACUGUGUGAGGAGCACUUUGAAAUCUCUUAUUUCAGCACUUAAAGUAAGAAAACGUUGCUUUUCUUACAACCUUUUAAUUCCAGUCUUGUUUCUGUGAUUGUGGCAUACUUGUGUGUGUCUGAGGUAGAACCAAAGCAAUAAUGUUUUAAAGUUUAAACUCCUAAUGGAGUUUUUCAGAAAUUCCAAGGCUUGCACAAAAUAAAGAUGCACUGAAUUGCAGUGUUCCAAAUAGUCAUGUCCUGUGCUUGAAUUUAAACAGGUACUGACACUGAAAUUUAUUGUGAAGACUAUAGAAAUUACGCUAUUCCACUUUCAACUUUGGAGUUUUUCUGAUUUGAAAAAUAAAUAAUAAUAAUGGCACAAAAGUAAGCAAAUGUUGCCAAGGAUUUUCUGAUCUUCGUUUCUGUUAGUAAGCAAUGACAAAUCUCAGAGUGUAGUAGAAAAAUUAAAAAUUCAAGUGUGCCUUUGGAGUCUUGAUCAUUAACAAACCUAUCAAAUCAGGAAAACUCAAGGGUGUGAAGAAUAUAAAAAAUUCUUCAACCUCAAGUCUAAGUGUUUGUGUCAGUAUCCGUUUAAAUAAAGGAAACUUAAUAUGAAAAUAUUUUUAACAAAUUUAACUUAUGUGAUUGGUUAAUUCUGUUUGGGUUUUCUUUGGUUUGUUUUUUGGCUUGGGUUCAUGUCAUUUACAUGCUAUGUAUGUCCGUUAAUUUUAUCCUGUUUACAUUUAGGAUUAAUUAAGCUAUUUGCCUUUUAUACUAGCUCCGAAGUAUUGAAAGAGGGAAAUGAGGCUUUUCCUUUUCCCUUUCAUUUUUUAUUUUCGUUUUAUAUUAUCCAUUUCCCAGAAUCCAUAGUUCUAUCAAUGUUGCAGCUUUCUAUCAUUUAUUAUAUAUAGUAAGGAAAGUUAUAAUGGCUUUCAAAAAGCAUUAACAGAUGUCUAAUGUAUUGUUUAAAUUAAAGGGACAUUAGACCCAAAAAAUUUCUUUCAAUUUAUUUUCAUUUUCAUGUUAGUCUUUGUUGAAGAGAUACCUAGGUAGGUAGCGUGCACAUGCCUGAAGCACUACACAACAGGAAAUAGUGCUGCCAUCUAGUGCCCCUGCUAAUGUAAAACAUUGAUGCAAAACUGCUGCUAUGUAGUGCUGCAGACUCGUGCACACUCUUGAGCUUACAUUUCUGCUUUUCCACAAAGGAUAACAAGAAAACUAAGAUUUGAUAAUAGAAGUAAAUUAGAAAGUUGUUUAAAAUUGUAUGUUCUAUGUAAAUCAUGAAAGAAAAAAAUUGGGUUUUAUGUCCCUUUUAAGGUUCAUCCACUCACUUUUCUGUUUUCUGAAAAUAUCCACAAUUCCAGAACUGCCCCUCAUUUUUAGUCAUUGUACAUAUUUCUUUAGUGCUGAGGGGUAAAUAAAUAAGCUGUUCAUCUAUCAUUACAUACUGUAUAGAAGUCUGACCAAAACCAAUCUGUCUAAUGUAUUGAAUUGUGUCCUACAAGCCUUUGUUCGCAUUUCAGCUAUAAAAGGGAUAGCCAUUUCUUUUCCCUGGUUUCCGAGCAGGCCACGUGCAUUUAUCCUGUUUACAAGGCGUUCUAAUAUUUUAUUACGCACGCUAGUACAACAAGAAUGGAUCUGGUCAAAUGUAGCACCACUGCAAUCUUCAGAGGCACCUUAACCAUGUGUUCUGCCCUGUUUAUGUCCUUGUUGGUUAGAAAAAAUAUGUACGUAAAAAACACAAAUAACAAGACUACCAAAGAGCAUUAACUUGGAACAAAAUUAUGUAGUUAUACACUGGUUCUCCUAAACUGCAUCUUUUUCCAGCUUUUUUUGUUGAUAUAUAUUUUUUUUAAUUCUAUUAGCGUGUAACACUGACACUUGUACAGCUGUAUUGAAUAUAAAGGGUUCAUUAACCAAACAUCUUCAAUCAAUUUAACACUGCUUUUUACUUAAAGCUUUGUUUGACUUCUAUUUAUUAAUUUAAUGCAAUAUUUUUGAGACACAGUGAAGCCAUAGAACAUAUUUAGCUUCAAAUCCUUAACCAGGGAUUUUGUAAAUGAACAGAGGAGAUCUAACAUAUUAAACUGUAAUGUAUGAUAUAAGCAUUUUUUUUUCCCAAAGGGGCAUUGGCAAUAAAUUAUGUUGCAGCUGUUUUUUUUUUUUUUCCCUCAAGCUUUGUAAAUAAUGUUAAUGUGCAGCCUUGGAAUGACAUUUUAAUCCCACGUGUCUGCUGAUUCAAACUGUUUAUAUGUAUAUAUACAUAUGUAUAUAUGGUGCUCAAUUAUGAAUGGCUGUGUUGAUGAUUUAUGCUGCAUAUAGAUGUAAAAUAGCCUUAUUAGAUAAGUAUGGUUGGACAUACAGCGGUUGUCCAUAAGCGAAUGAUAUGCAUGUGUCUGUUAUGUUCUUUUGCCCUCAAAAUAAAGGGAGAAGAUGACCACUACAUUUAACAUAUUGGACCAAACUAUUAAUGUGCUCUAAACCUUUUGCAUACCCUCCUUAUAUCUUGUCUUCAGAAGUUGCAUAUAGUUACAUUAGUGUGCAAAUUAAAUAUUGUGAGAAGCAACUUACUCUUGUAUUUUUCUGUAUGUGUAUAUGAUGUAACUGGCAACGUUAUGUAGAUGAAGAUCUGGUUAUUUUUUUAGGUGUAAGGGUAGAGCUAAGAUAAUGCUGUGUUAAUAAUAUCUAUGUCUCAAGUACAUAUGCUGGAAAAGUAUAUAAAAGAGUUUGUAGAAUUACAUAGAAAAAAAAAAUCUAAUUUUGCCAUGGUUGUAGAACAAGCUAUUUAUGGAAAAACAAAGGAAAAACAUUGAUAAAGCUGUGAAACAAAGAAUCUAAAGAUUUUUUUUUUCUUCUUAAAGGGACAUUUUUUUUUUAAUCCAUGUGUAUGAACGAUUCAUAGUUAAAUGUUACAUUUUUUGUUUUUCUUGAAAAAGAAAUUAAAGCUGUUUAAAAUAAUAUUGAAGGUAUAAUUAAGUGCAUGGUGUGUACUUAGGUAUUCAUUGUUCGUUUGCUCUUGCAGCUGUAUUAAUGGCCAGUCACGUGCCCCCACAAAUAUGCCAACAAAAUUGAACAUCUGGUUUCAAAACCUUUUAAUACAUUAUAAUACCCUCUUUUAGAUGCAGCAAAAACUUUCAUGUCCAUUUACUUUUUAUUUUUUGUUUUAUGUAUUAUGUCAAGACCAAAAGACAAAUUUUGACUUUCUUUAAAAUGAGAAUCCAUUAGAUUCUCAAAUUUAUUUUUUUCAUUUGCAGCCCUUUCUGCUAUCUCUUAAUUAGUGCGAAACGCACAAGUGUUUCAUAAUGCACAUGUCAUUUUGUAUCCGUUUAAUUAUUAUUCUGGAAUAAGAGACUGAAGAAGAAAUGCCUUGAGAAACCAUGGCUGCCUUAAAAACAAUGUAAAGUAUAUAUUCACAAAGAAAUAGGAUGGGGGAUUACACUUUAGUUGGAAAAAAUCCCAAUUCCCCAGUAUUUACUUGUUUGUAGGGAUUAAAGCUAUUAAUUGUCUAAUUUAUGGAUUAGUUAAGACCACACUAAAAACACUACAGUAUUUAUUCUUGACUAUAAGGUAAAGUGGAAUAAAUACCCAUUUAUUUUUUCUUUAGAUAUUGCAAUUGAAGAGUAGAAUUUAACAAUUUCCUUAGCAUUUGUAUGUUCACAACACCUUUUAUGUCUAUCAGACAUUUUUUUCCAUUGUACUUUAUAAAACGAUGCAACUGGGGGAAAAAAAUGAAGCAAAAUUGUUUAGUGUUACCUGAAACCUAGAAUAGACUUGUCAGUAGGUAGGAGCAAGAAAAUACACUAAAUACCCAAAAGUAUAUGGACACCCCUACAAAUUGAGUUUAGAUCUUUCAGCCACAUCCAUUGCGAACAGGUGCAUAAAAACAGCACUCCAUGGACAAACAUUGUCAGUAAGAUGGGUCAUUCUAAAGAGCUCAGUGACUUUAAACAUGGCACUGUCAUAAGAUGUUGCCUUUGCUACAAGUCAGUUGUGACAUUUCUGCCUGAUCAACUGUAAGUGCUAAUAUUGUAAAGUGGAAGUGUCUAGGAGCAGCAGCAUGAAACCUGCUGUGCAUAAAAACUCCUAUCUUAUUCAAUCAAUAUAGAGUUCCAAACUUCCUCUGGAAGCAACAUCAGCACAAGAACUGUGCAGCGAGAGCUUUGUGAAAUGGGUUUCUAUGUCUGCACAGUUAUAAUCCUCAUAACAAGCACAAUGCCAAGUGUUGGUUGAAGUGUUGUAAAGCACGGUGCAACUGGACUCGGGAGCAGUGACAAUGCCAGGUGUUGGUUGGAGUGUUGUAAAGCACGUUGCCACUGGACUCAGGAGCAGUGACAAUGCCAGGUGUUGGUUGGAGUGUUGUAAAGCACGGCGCCACUGGACUCAGGAGCAGUGACAAUGCCAGGUGUUGGUUGGCGUGUUGUAAAGCACGGCGCCACUGGACUCAGGAGCAGUGACAAUGCCAGGUGUUGGUUGGAGUGUUGUAAAGCACGGCGCCACUGGACUCAGGAGCAGUGACAAUGCCAGGUGUUGGUUGGAGUGUUGUAAAGCACGGCGCCACUGGACUCGGGAGCAGUGGAAAAAGUUCUCUGGAGAGACAAAUCAGGUAGGCUAGUUUGCUCUCAGAUUUAUUUAGAGCGGGGUUAUUAUCUUUUAGAGUCUUUUAAUGUUUGGAGGUGCAACCUUUGAGACCAUACGAGGUACAUGCACUGUUGUCUAUCUGAUUGUACCCGGUAAGGGUUUAUGGUAAACAGAGCUUUGGGCUCAAUUGCGUUUCCAUUAGCAGGGGAAAGUCAUGUCUGGUGGACAUGUUUCCUUUAUUGGCGGGUGAGAUGCUGAGAAUUGCACGCUUUUUUCCUCUCUCUCUCUGGGAACUAGGACUAGUCCAGUAGCUUGCUAGUGUGGUGCGUGACACGCCUCUCCGUUUCUGUUCUAAGUUUAAACCGAGCGGUGUUCUCACGGCUGAAGAAAUUUUUUUCUUCUCUGUGUGAGUUCGGCAGGGAGCUCUGCCGUCUUUUGCUUGGUGGUGGUGGUGUUGUUACUGAUAGCAGUAAAGGAACCGCUGCAUCUUGAGAGUACGUUUAUGAUCUUUGAUCUUGCAUACUAAAUAGAUAAUUCAAUAAAUCAUGCAUAAGACAUACAUAAUAAUUGUUCAGAUGAUAUUUAUUGUGUCUGGGGUACUGUUUUUUAAAGUGACAUUACAUAAUUAUGUUUAUUUUCUAUUAUGAAAUAGUUUUUAUGUAUUGAGGCACAAUUUCUUUGUUUUCCAAACUAUUCUGUUCCUAGAACGCAUGUUGUACCCUGAAGCAUUUUUGGUUUUGCAUAUGCAAUUCAGUGCUAUAUGAUUCAUUUUUAACUCUUUAAUUAUAAGAUUGAUUGUUGCCCACUGAGCCCAUUGUCUCUAAGGUUUAUGCUGUUUAGGCAACGCCACAGCUUUCUCCUCAAUCGUCCCAAGCCUUUAUGGCAUCACAUGCAAUCUAAUCACUCAAUAUAGAGUUCCAAACUUCCUCUGGAAGCAACAUCAGCACAAGAACUGUGCGGCGAGAACUUUGUGAAAUGGGUUUCCAUGUCUACACAGUUAUAAUCCUCAUUAUCAACAAGCACAAUGCCAAGUGUUGGUUGGAGUGCUGUAAAGCACGGCGCCACUGGACUCAGGAGCAGUUGAAAAAGUUCUCUGGAGAGACAAAUCGCACCUCACUAUUUGGCAGUCUGAAGAAUCUGAGUGUGGUAGAUUCCAGGAGAAUGCUACCUACCAGAAUGCAUAAUCCCUACUGUAAUGUUUAGUGGAGGAGGGAAAAUUGUCUAAGGCUGUUUUUUAUGUUUCCAGUUAAGGGUCAUCUUAAUGUUACAGAAUACAAAGACUUUUUAGAUAAUGGAGUGUUUCCAACUUUGUGGCAACAGCUUGGGGAAGGACAUUUCUUUCCUAAGAUAUGGUGAGUCCACAGCUUCAUCAAUUACUGCUGGGAAUACCACUCCUGGCCAGCAAUUGGAGGCAAAGAGCACCACAGCAAAUCUGUUGUGUAUCACUUCCCUUCCCACAAUCCCCAGUCAUUCUCUUUGCCUUCGGUGCAAGGAGGAGGUGAAGUUUUGGUGUCUGAAGAAAAUUGGAUUGCUUCGCUACAAGCAAAAUUUUAUUCUUUUGAAAGCCAGAGUAGGUUUGCUCUGAUCCUUCCUGUGUUCUGGGUAUAGCUGUAGUCCACAUUAAUCUCUUCAGUAGAGUAGUGGUGGCUUUAAAGCAGUUAGGAACUUGUGAGGUGGGCCUUGCUGCGUUUUCCUAACAUUGUUGCUGCCUUUAGAUAGAAAGCCAGAGUAGGUUUACUCUGUUUUCUUUUUUUUCUACAGGCCUCUGUGAGGAGUGGCAUCCUCUCACAUCGGGUAAGCUGUCCUCCUGCCGGACAGCUAGUUACAGAUAAGUGCCUUUCUAUCUUUUAGUGUGGAGAUAUGGCACUUAAUAUUUUAAGCUAAUUGGCUGCAUCGUUUUGGGACAUAUAUAUCCUUUAUGCAGGAUAUUUUGAAGGGCAGGGAGCAGGCACUGAUUUGUGAUAAGAGACAAGAAUUAUUCUUUUUGCUGUUUAAAAGUUAUUUCCCAUUUUAUUAACUGUGGGCUGUAUGUUGCUUUGUUAAGUUCUGUUUAGACACGGAUUUAACAGGUAGGCUAGUUCGCUCUCAGAUUUAUUUAAAGCGAGGUUGUUAUUAUCUUUGACAAUGUCUUUUAAUGUUUGGAAGUGCAAACUUUGAGACCAUACGAGGUAUAUAUACGCUGGUGUCUAUCUGAUUGUACCCGGUAAGGGUUUAUGGUAAACAGAGUUUUGGGCUCAAUUGCGUUUCCAUUAGCAGGGGAAAGUCAUGUCCGGUAGACAUGUUUCCUUUAUUGCGCAGCUCCUUCUUGGCUGGUGAGAUGCUGAGAAUCAUACGCUUUUGUUCUCUCUGGGAACUAGGACUAGUUCAGUAGCUUGCUAGUGUGGUGCGGGACACGCCUCUGUUUCUGUUCUAAAUUUAAACCGAGUGGUGUUCUCACAGCUGAAGAAAUUUUUUUCUUCUCUGUGAGUUCGGCAGGGAGCUCUGCCGUCUUUUGCUUGGUGGUGGUGUUACUGAUAGCAGUAAAGGAACCGCUUCAUCUUGAGAGUGUUUAUCUUUUAAGAAGAGUGGCAAGUCAAGGAUUCUUUGAUCUUGCAUACUAAAUAGAUCCUUCAAUAAAUCAUGCAUAAGACAUACAUAAUAAUUGUUCAGAUGAUAUUUAUUGUGCCUGGGGUACUGUUUUUUAAAGUGACAGUACAUAAUUAUUUAUUUUCUAUUAUGAAAUGGUUUUAUGUAUUGAGGGAAUUUUUUCGUCCUAUGGUAGAUCUAAAGUGUCUCAACUUUUUUUGACUCGGGGUACCGUCCUUUUAAUGUGGAAACCAGGGGUUUCAUUCUUCCUUUGGUUCAAAAAGGUCAGUUCAUGGUGACCAUAGACCUGGAGGACGUGUAUUUUCAAGUUCCUGAGUUUUGAUUUUAUGUCAAACACUUUCAGCUUGUGACUCUUCCCUUUGGCCUUGACACGGCUCCCAGAGGGGGCUAUCUUGACAAUGAUCAGGUUUCCGGGAAUUGCUGUGGUGCCCUUCCUGGACAGCAUAAUGGUUCAGGCGCCAUUUUUUCAACAAGCAAACUCUCAUGCAGAGAUCUUGUUGUCUUUUCUCAUUCCCAUGGAUGGGAAGUGAAUCUGAAAAUCAGUUCCCUUGUGCCAGCUACAGGGGUAGAUUUCUUAGGGACCAUCUUAGUUUCCCUAUCUCUGAAAAUAUUUUUGUCAGAGAUCAGAAAAUAGAGGAUUCUUUCUUCUUGUUUCUUUCUGUACUCUUCUGUUUGGCCCUUCAGUGGCUCAAGUUAUGGAGGCAAUUGGUCUAAUGGUUGUUACAUUGGACAAUCAUCCUUUUUCUCGAUUCCAUCUGAGAGUCUGCUCAUAUGCAUGUUCAGAUAGUGGACCGGGGAUCUUGUGGCUCUGUGUCAGAGGAUAAAUCUAGAUCUGUCGACAUGAGAUUCUUCCCUGUGGAUCAGAGAGGGGAAUUAGUGGUAGAUCGCUCGCUUAGCUUGUGAGAGGUAGUGGGAUUGUUGCCCGCAUUACCCAGAAUCUUUUGGUUUUCUCAGGAGCAUCUGUCUUAGGGCACAUGCUUCCGGAGACCUUCCUGAGUAAUAGUGACCACGGACACUAGCCUGUUGGUUGGGUGACUAUAGACUUGAGAGGAGUCUGCUCUUCCCAUAACCAUCUUGGAGUUGAGAGCGAUCUACAAUGCUCUGAUGGCUUGGCCUCAGUUGUCUUAACCGGUUUUUCAGGUUCUAGUUGAAAAAUGUCAUCUCAGUAGUUUAUAUUAACCACCUGGGAGGAAUCUGGAGUUCCUUUGCCAUGGUUGGCGUGGAUUGUUCGGUGGGAGGAGGCUCAUGUUCGUUUAUUCACUUUUUACAUUUCAGGCGUAAAUACCGGGAGCGGACUUCUUGAGCAGUCGGAUUUUUCAUCCCGGGAAUGGGCGCUUCUCCCGGAGAUGGGGGGUGCUGGAGUUGGAGAUGGCAGUACGCCAAGCUUCCAAGUUAUGUUAAAAGUCGAGAGAUCGGCAGCUGCUCUGUUUUUCUGAAUCUGUCAUUGGACCAUGAUUCAGGCUCGCAAGCCUAUUACUGGCAAUUUUUACCAUAAGAUAUGGUGUAAAUUCCCUGAUUGGUGUGAAUCUCAGGACUACUCUUUGAAGUAGGGUCAGGAUUCCUAGGGGUUUUGCCCUUUCUCUGGGAAGGUCAGUUUUCCGAAGGGUCAGAUUUCUGCGUUAUCUUUUUUUACACAAGUGUCUGGCGGAUGUGCCAGGCGUGUCAUCUUUUUGUCAGACCCUGGUUAGUAUCAGGCCUGUGUUUAAGUCUGUUGCUUCUCUUGGCAUUUUAACCUUGGUUUUAAGGUCUUGCAGCAGGCUCAGUUUGAGACAUGGCAUUCCAUAGAUUAUUUUUAACUUGGAAGUUUUCUUUUUUGCUAUAUCUUCUGCUCGGAGAGUUUAGGUACUCCUCGGCUUUGCUGUGUGAUUCGCUUUAUCCUAUUUCAGAUAAGGCGGUUAUUUACCCCUAAGUGAAAAUUUUUGUUUGGGAAUUUGUUGUUCCCUCUCUGUGUCCUCAUUCUUAUAUGUUGAGGAACGUGUGUGCACAAUUUGAAUGUUGAGCAUACUUAAUAUUUUUUCUUCUGUUUUCUCUGUAUCAGAAAGCUACUGUUACUUCUCUUUUCUCUGAUUGAGAAGUUUGUUUUUCAGACUGUGGUGCUGCAGUCUCCUGAGAGAGUUAUGGCUCAUUACACAAGGGAUGUCUUAUUGGAUUUUCACAGAUGAAGCUUCUGUGGAUCAGCUUUGCAAGGCUGCAACUUGAUCUUCCUUGCAUACUUUUUCAAAUUUAAUUAUUUUGCUUUGGCUGAGGUUUCUUUUGGGAGAAAGGUUAUUCAAGUGGUGGUGCCUUCUGUUUAGGUCUGCAUGUCUUGUCCCUCCCUAUUCAUCUGUGUCCUCUAGCUUGGGUAUUGAUUCCCAACAGUAAUUGAUAAAGCCGUGGACUCACCAUAUCUUAGGAAAGAAAACAGGAUUUAUGCUUUCCUGAUAAAUCUAUUUCUUUCCAGAUAUGGUGAGUCCAUGGCCCCACCCUUUAUUUUAAGAUAGUGUUUUUUUUUGUUUUUUUUUUACUAAACCUCAGACACCUCUACACCUUGUUACUCAUUUUUUCUCAAUUUCCCUUCGAUCUAAUGUUGGGGAUUGUGGAAAGGGAAGUGAUACUUAACAGCUUUGCUGUGGUGCUCUUUGCCUCCUCCUGCUGACCAGGAAUGGUAUUCACAACAGUAAUUGAUGAAGCCGUGGACUCACCAUAUCUGGAAAGAAAUAGAUUUAUUAGGUAAGCAUAAAUCCUGUUUUCCUGUUCCAGGAUGACACAAAGUAAGGUCCAUGAAGACUUAUUUUGGUGUGGAGGAAUUUGAGUGGCCUGCACAGAGCCACGACCUCAACCCCAAUGAACACCUUUGGAAUGAAUUGGAAUACCGUUUGCAGGCAUUAUAGGGGGGGGGGGGGGCAACUCAAUAGAAAAGGGACACUAAACACCAAAUAAAUUGAAUUAGCCUUUCUCUAAUUAUGGGUGAUGCCAUUAUACAGCAUAGGUUACACUGCAGGUAUCAGAUGGAGAGUUGCUUCACAUGUGCAAUAAUAUUUAAUUGCUUAAAAAGUGAUUUAAAAACAUAUAAUAAAGUGGUACAGAUUUGUGUAUAUUAAAAAGCUUCCACUUUGUGUCACCCCUCAAUGGUUAUAUUAGUAUCUUCUUGCCUCAAGAAAAAGAAACAAAUAAAAUAGGGAAGUACAGUUAGAUUUCAGUAAAAUGUACUCCCAAACGCUGCCAAAAAGCUACACACGUGUUGCAGAGCCUGAACUGGCUCUGGAGAUGACGCACACCCAAUUUAUACUGUUGGGCGACCAGUAUACAUCCAGUCUGACUCCGGGAUUAGUAUGUAAAACGGUAUUUAUUAAGAACAAUGUAAAAAGCCACAAUGUUGAUCCCAACUUUUAGUCACUCUGGUAUAGUUCCACUAUAUGUAUUUAGUGGGCGACGUUAACCAGUAUAGAGGUCGGAUGGAAGCGGAUUAGGUAUUAAUCCUAUUCGUGCUUCGCCUUGUAAAAAAACGGAACCUUUGCAAUAGCUUUCCUGGCGACUUAAAAAGAGGGGCGUGACUGACCUUUUUCUCGUAUGUGUACGACUUUUUAAAGGAGCUAAUGUGCUUCUUCUUGUGCAUGUGCAAACAGGUCAGCACUAGAAUGUAGUGAAGGAUAGAUUUCAGUGACUAGGCAGAGGGAGGCAGAGAAUAACCUCUGUACUAUACUUAUAAAAUGUAUUUUGUGUUUAAACGUCCCUUUAAUGCCCAUGGUUUUGGAAUGGGAUGUCCAACAAGCUCAUGUAGGUGUGAUUGUCUGGUAUCCACAUACUUUUGGUCAAGCAAUGUAAAUUUAAUCUUACCUUUUCCUUUAAGAAUGUUAACAAUAUUCUCAGGACAAUGUUAUGUAUACUGUACGGAUUCUUAAAUUCCGUCUGAUUCCACCCUAUUAUUUGCACUAGAUGAUUUUAUGAAUUACUCAUUACACUGUAUGCUAGUUACAAGCAAACAGAAUAAUUCUGUGAGCCCCAGAGUCCUCAGAAGUAGCAUAGUACUGUACUUUAAAUCUUUAUAUCAGACCUUGUAGCAAAAGUUAUUAAAUCAGUUGUAUGUGUGGUAUAAAAAGGACUGGGGAAAUAGAGAGGGAGUAAAGCUGUUUUUCUUUUAUUGUAUGUAUACACCGUAGUAGAAUAAAAGAAGAAUAUUUAACACUCGUGCAUUAAAAAUAUUAAAAUCACAGACGGGCUGUAUUCCACCCCUCGUACAGGUAAGCACAGUGGCAAAUUGCCAACAACACGUGUGAUAAGUGCCUUUUUUAUUUGUGCGACAACACCUGUUUUUUAUUCUUUCUAAAUUCACUAUAGCACAUGUAUUAAAAGGAUACUAAACCCAUUUUUUUUUCUUUCAUGAUUUAGAUACAGCAUGCUAUUUUAAGCAACUUUCUAAUUUACUUCUAUUAUCAAUUUUCCAUCAUUCUCUUUCUAUCUUUAUCUGAAAAGCAGGAAUGUAAGCUUAGUAGCCGGCCCAUUUUUGGUUUAGCACCUGGGUAGCCCUUGCUGAUUGGUGGCUAAAUGUCGCCAGCAAGCAGUAUCCAAUGUGCUGAACCAAAAAUGGGCUGGCUGCUAAGCUUAAAUUCCUGCUUUUUAAAAUAAAGAUAACAAGACAACAAAGAAAAAUUGAUAAUAGGAGUAAAUUUAGAACGUUGAUAAAAAUUGUAUGCUCUAUCUGAAUCAUGAAAGAAAACAUGUGGGAUUUAGUAUCCCUUUAAUGAAAUUAGAAAACUCAGUUUUAUGUUUAUUUAACCUUCUGGGUAGAACUACAGUAACAAGGUAACUAUUAACCAUGAUAUUGUUUUUCCUCAGGUGCCUCUCUUUAAAGUCAUUUUUUUUCUAUUUUACCUCAUUACAGGUGCAGGUUAGUGAAGCUCUGCAUCUUUACAGUGUACCAUCCUAAAGCUUAAGGAUUCUCGUACCUUGUGACAAAAACAAUGCAUUCCCAGAUCUGUGACAUCCUUUUAAUAACUUGUAAUGUGCACUAAAGUUUAGUUGCACAAUACAGAGUAGGAGCUGUAUACAUUUUGCAUUAAAUGCUUUGCUCCAUAUUAUUUUUAUAUUUGUUAUGUAACUUAAGUUGUGUAAAAAUAAAUAAAUAAUUUAAAGCUCCAUCGUUCUAUUGUGUGAGGUAAAUGAAAGUGCAAGGUCCAUCUGUCAUUGAUCUGUGAAUGUGCACCACUGUCAGAUUGUGCAAGAAUGUUUGUUCCAAGAUGGCCACUUCCAGUAUAAAAAUCCAGAGCUUCACCAACCAUCACCAUCAAUGGGUUAUAAAAUAAGAGAAUUACUUUGAAAAAGAGCUGCAAGCAGAGAAUGAAUGAAAACAGCAUAGUUACACUGCUUCUGUAUUUGUAUCAAACAGUUUAAUGUCCCUUUUUAGAUAGCCAAUGGUGUUAUGUAGGAAAGAUAAACAUCAUUACAAGAUACAGAUAAAAUAAACUUAAUAAAUAUGAUUUCUUCAGUUUUUGUAACUGUAUAAUCUGUUGAUUAUAAGGAUUUUUACAUUAAAGGGACAUUCUCCAGAAUUGUUAUUGUUUAGAAAGAUAGGUAAUCCCUGUAUUACCCAUUCCCCAGUUUUGCAUAACUAACACGGUUAUAUUAAUAUACUUUUUACCUCUGUGAUUACCUUUUAUCUAAGCUUCUGCUGACUGCCCCCUUAUUUCAGUUCUUUUCACAGACUUGCAUUUUAGCCAAUCAGUGCUGACUCAUAAAUAAGUCAACGGGAGUAAGCAUGAUGUUAUCUAUACAGCACAAAUGAAUUAGCGCUGUCUAGGUAUGAAAAACUGUGAACAUGCACUGAGAUAAGAAGAGGCCUUUAAGGGGUUAGAAAUUAACAUAUGGGCCUUCCUAGGUUUAGCUUUCAACAUUGAAUACCAAGAGAAAAAAAAGCAAAUUUGAUGAUAAAAGUAAAUUGAAAAGCUGUUUAAAAUGUCAUGCCCUAUCUGAACCAUACAAGUUUAAUUUUGACUAGACUGUCCCUUUAAAGUUCUUUUCUGAAAGUUCUUGUUUGGCAUUUAUGGUUGAAUUCUCUUGUUAAUCCAAUAAUAGACACAGGGUAAAUAAGAUUUAGAGUUCUGGAUCUGGAAGACAAACAUAAGGUUGGCAAACAUUAAGUAAAUAAGAGGCUCUCAAAGACUGUUAAUGCAUUUCACAGCAAAAAAUGAAACAAACUCAGAAUCUAAACUGUAUGUAUGAGAACAGAAUGAAAGCGCUAAUUUUAUGUGUACAGCUGACUUGGUGGUUUAUUUGACUAAUGCUGAAUACAUAACCUGCUGUUGUAAAAUGGAUUUGUAAUCUGCUUUUUACAAUCUCCCAUAAGUGAUGCUACAUGUUCCUAAAUGUACAGUAUAGAUAGAACUGUAGAAUUAAAGUAUUGAGUAGUCAAUGGGCUAUCUUGUUGAACUUGGAGUUAUUUGGGUAGCAGUAAGAAUAACUGUUUUAAAGCUUGUUAGAUUGACUGAUUUAAGCAUCAAGUGGCAUCUUUGUAGCUGCAUCAGUGAGCUUCCAUAACUGACCAAAAUCACAAUUUUAAUAAAAGUUGUGCUUUUCUUUGUGCA
Molecule: messenger RNA, 16707 nt
Organism: Bombina bombina (fire-bellied toad)
Lineage: Eukaryota; Metazoa; Chordata; Amphibia; Anura; Bombinatoridae
Gene: SNRK
Product: SNF related kinase
Exons: 6
Coding region: 389-2677 (762 amino acids)
Biological process (GO): protein phosphorylation; microtubule cytoskeleton organization; intracellular signal transduction
Cellular component (GO): cytoplasm
Molecular function (GO): tau-protein kinase activity; protein serine/threonine kinase activity; ATP binding
Source: RefSeq, a predicted model, not a curated record